Molecule: messenger RNA, 1300 nt
Organism: Calidris pugnax (ruff)
Lineage: Eukaryota; Metazoa; Chordata; Aves; Charadriiformes; Scolopacidae
Gene: ADPRM
Product: ADP-ribose/CDP-alcohol diphosphatase, manganese-dependent
Exons: 3
Coding region: 12-989 (325 amino acids)
Molecular function (GO): ADP-ribose diphosphatase activity; CDP-glycerol diphosphatase activity; 2',3'-cyclic-nucleotide 2'-phosphodiesterase activity
Source: RefSeq, a predicted model, not a curated record
CCGCCGCCGCUAUGGAGGCGGUGCAGCCGCCACCGCCGCUAUUCGCCUUCGGCGUCAUCGCGGACAUCCAGUAUGCGGACGCGGAGGACGGCUACGACUUCAGCGGGUGCCGGCGGCGGUAUUACCGGCAGAGCCUCCAGCUGCUGCGGGACGCUGUGGAAGCGUGGGCGGCUGAGAGGCCGCCGCUCGCCUUCGUGCUGCAGCUGGGCGACAGCAUCGAUGGCCUUAACGCCCGGCGCGGCGAGGCCGAGGGUGCCCUAGCGCAGGUGCUGGCAGCGCUGGAGCGGCUGCAGGUGCCGGUGCAUCACGCCUGGGGCAACCACGAGUUCUAUAACUUCAGCCGGGCCCGCCUGGCCCACACCGGCCUCAACAGCCGGCCCGAUGGUGCCAUGGCUGGCCCGACAGCUGGGGACUGCCAGGCCUAUCACUUCAGCCCCGCUGUGCGGUUCCGUGUCGUGGUGCUCGACGCCUAUGACCUGAGCAUCCUUGGCAGGGAGUCGGACAGCCCCCGCUACCAGGAGUCCCUGCAGCUGCUGCGGGAGAAGAACCCCAACGACAACCUCAACAGCCCUGCAGGACUCAAAGAACCUCAGUUUGUUGAGUUUAAUGGAGGAUUUAGCCAAGCCCAGCUGGACUGGUUCAAUGAAAUCCUCAAGUUCUCUGAUGAAAACCAAGAAAAAGUUAUAGUUAUGGGUCACCUGCCCAUUCAUCCUGAUGCUUCAGACAGAGUUUCCCUGGCCUGGAAUUACGAAGACGCCCUUUCAGUCAUACACUCCCAUCAGAGCGUGGUCUGCUUUCUUGCAGGGCACCAGCACGAUGGUGGCUAUUGCUUAGACUCUCAUGGAAUUCAUCAUCUGACUUUGGAGGGGGUUAUUGAAACCCCACCAGAAAGCAAUGCCUUUGGAACUGUUUAUGUCUAUGAAGAUAAAAUGGUGUUAAAGGGAAGGGGCAGGAUUUCAGAGAGAGUUAUGCGUUUCUGGAGACAGUAAGCAAAUACAACUUGCUUUUCUUCAGAAAGUACUCCAACGAAAGCAGGGGAUUCAGCUUAUUAUUUGUUUGUACAAAGAUGUGCAUGGCUGAUCCUUAUAGCUUUAACUCAAACAUUUUUCUCUCAGAUACAGAAUUUUAGAAAUUACAUUUCUAUAAGAAAACAGGCCUGGUUUCUUCAUGGAGAAGAGAGAAGGCCAGUAACCACAUUUGAAAUCAAUAUACUUGAAUGUAGAAUGUUGACUUGAAACACCCAAUCCUGACUAGGUUGUUAUUUAUUGUGAAAAAAUGCAAACCAUAUUACGAAUGUCCA